AUGUUGUCAAAGGCUUCCGUUGCUACUAAUGGAACUUCUACAACCCCUGCUUCUACUGCUGCUAGUAGCACCUCUGUCGCUUCAGGAACUACCAAAGGGAACUCCAGCACCAUUGUGUCUACUGUUUCCAACAGCACUUCUGCAACCUCUGCAACUAGUGUUUCAUUGACUACUGUUUCCAAUAGUACUUCUACAGCCUCUGCCACUAGUGUUUCAUUGACUGCUAUGUUGUCAAAGGCUUCCGUUGCUACUAAUGGAACUUCUACAACCCCUGCUUCUACUGCUGCUAGUAGCACCUCUGUCGCUUCAGGAACUACCAAAGGGAACUCCAGCACCAUUGUGUCUACUGUUUCCAACAGCACUUCUACAGCCUCCGCUACUAGUAUAUCAUUGAAUACUGUUUCGUCAAAGGCUUCUGUUGCUACUAAUGGAACUUCUACGACCCCUACUUCUACUGCUGCUAGUAUCACCUCCGUUGCUUCAGAAUCUAUCUAUACUAAUGCAACUUCCACUGCUCUUUCCUCUACUGGUAUGAGUAGUACGUCUGUGGCCUCCACUUCCAAUAUUUCAUUGAUUAGUGUAUCGUCACAAAAAUCAGCCUCUGCCGCGGGUAGUAGUUCAUCUAUCCCUGCAGAAUCUACCUCUUCUGGAAGUUCUUUGGUCUCGCAAAUUUCCAAUCAAGCUACCAGUAAUUCUGUAUCAUCUGGGUAUUUCAACACGACUUCUGCUGCAUCUUCCACUGAAUCGAGCACUGGAAUAAUCUCAAGUGACUUUAGUUCAGGGUCCAGCGAAACUAUUAGCGAAACUACUUCUCUGACCGAAGGUUCUUCUUCUGGAUCUGCCUCCAUUACCUUCACAGGUACUCUGACCAUUAGGUCAUCAGGAAGCCCAUUGUCCAGUUCAUCGGGAGCUUCUACAACCAAAACUGUUAACGUCGGACUUCCAACCUCUACUGGAUCAUCAGGCCCAAUAUACUUCAACUACUCCUCAGGCGAUGCUGCUGAAAUAACCUUUAGCAACGCUUCAGAAGUAACCCCAUUAUCUUAUUUUGAUGUUUCUCCUGCCGCUGAUGUGAGCUUGACUUCAGAUUCUGUUGCACUUAGUUACGAUGGUACACCUGUGAUCUUGAAAUCUAAGUUCCCAGUUGAAUACGGUACAUACAGUUUCCAAAUGCAAGCUGGUGCUGCUCCUCUUGAUAGCUCGAUUUUGAUUUCUGGAUCUGUUGAUUAUGGUUUUAUCGUCAGUGGUACCUCCGUUACUGCAAAGGUUGGAACAAACGAGUACACAUACACUGCCUUUGCUGACUUGUCUAUCGACUAUCACAAUUACAUGAUUGACUGGACAAAAAGUGGUGUGAGCUUUUACUUCGAUGGCGUCUUGAUUUACUCCUUUGAUUUUGCUACUGGCACAUCCAAUUCUUUGCAACGUCGUGACACUGAUGCAAAUGGGGAACUGUACAUUGUUAUUGAAUUAACUUCUGAUGAUCCGUCUGCCAGAGGAACUUUGAGGAUUAAUUCUAUCAUCUUUUCCGGUAGUCAAGAGGCAUUCUGCUUUACUAGUGAUGAAUCUGACUUGAUUGUUGUUAAUGGUGAAUCAUGUAUUGGUGGCUCUUCAGGAAAUGUCAGUGCCUCAUCCUCCACAGCUUCUGUGGUUACUAGUGCCGCAGUUUCAGGGAAUACAAAUUCCGUGACAUCUUUGUCUUCUGUGAUCACCAGCAAUGGUGCUACAUCCACUUUUGAAGCCUCGGCUACUUCUUCUCUGCCUGUUACCAACGCGGAAUCUAACUCAUCGUCCGGUGUCAGCUUGGGAUCUUCCUCUGUCGCUACUUCUAGCUCUUCUUCUGGCCCUGGAUCUGGCUUCUCUACUGGUUCUAGCUCUAGUUCCUAUUCUAUCUCUAAACCUAGUGGCUCUUCUUCCUCUUUUAGUUUUAGCUCUGGUGCCGUUGGUUCUUCUUCUUCUAGUGCUAACUAUGGCUCUGGUUCUGGUGUUUCUACCACAACUGCUGUUUCUUCAAACGGUGAAGCUUACUCUCCAACGGUUAUUACAAGUAGUGGCUCAACUUUCACCACUGGUUUUAGUGUUGUCGUUUACAUCACUGAUGGUACUCUUACAUCCUAUACAACGUAUUGUCCAUUAACAAGUGCUUCAGAAUCUGUGUCCGAAACUAAUGAGGGUUCCUUUACACAUGUAACUGAAACCAUCACUUCUUGUUCUGACAACGCUUGUUUUGAAGUAACUUCAACUGGUGUGGUUGUGGGUAGCAGUACUAUGUACUCUGGAAAUGGUAAUGAAGAAACUACUACUUCGCACUCCUCAGCUGUUGGUACUUCUGAAUCUUCUUCUGGUUCUGACUCCUUCUCUGGUUCUUAUGCUUCUUCUUCCUCUGGUUCUGCCUCCAGCCCUUCUACCAGCCCUGGUUCUGAAUCCUCCUCUGGGUCUGGUUCUGAAUCCUCCUCUGGGUCUGAUGCUUCUUCUUCCUCUGGUUCUGGCUCCAGCUCUUCUUCUGGUUUUAGCACUGGUUUUAGCACUGGUUCCUCUUCUACCUCUGGCACUAAUGGUUCUAUCUCUGGCUCCAGUUCUGACUCAUCUUCUACCUCAGGUACAAAUGGAUCUAAUGGAUCUAACGGAUCUAACGGAUCUAAUGGAUCUUCCUCCUCAUCAUCUGGCCCAGUUUCUAACUCUUCUUCUAGUUCUUCUAGUUCUCCUUCUGUGACCAUUGCUGCCAAUUCUGCCCCUGCCUCUGCCUCUGCAUCUGCUGCUGGUAACACUGUUUCCAGUAGCGUUCCAACUGGCACACAGAAUGAAAACACAGCAAUUGGCACUGCUUCCUCCACCUUUAUUACUAUUCAAUCUUCUGCCGCAGGCUCUGGAUCUGUUUCUGGCUCCUCUUCUAGUCCAUCUUCUAGUCCACCAUCCGGCUCUUCUUCUAACUCCCCAGCUACUAUUUCAACCUAUGCAGACGGUGCCUUCUCAUAUAAGCCAAGUCUCGGCUUGCAAUCCGGGUUUGUUUUUUUCAUUUUUGUUUUUUUCUUUUAA
This is a messenger RNA of Saccharomycopsis crataegensis, 3036 nucleotides long. RefSeq lists its product as uncharacterized. The coding region runs from base 1 to 3036 and encodes 1011 amino acids. The transcript has a single exon. Lineage: Eukaryota; Fungi; Ascomycota; Saccharomycetes; Ascoideales; Saccharomycopsidaceae. Gene Ontology annotation, biological process: carbohydrate metabolic process. Gene Ontology annotation, molecular function: hydrolase activity, hydrolyzing O-glycosyl compounds. The record is from RefSeq and is a predicted model, not a curated record.